AUGGCUCUGGACUUCAAUAUUACACUUGGAAAUAGCUCUUUGGUUCCAUAUGAAUACCACAAGGACCAGUUGGACGCUGACGUGGACGUUUGCAUAUUUCCGGAUGAAUACCAUAAGGACCUAACGCAGAACAGUUCGGUUGUUAUUCUCAUGAUCGUUCUGUACAUGGUUAUAACUGUGAUGGCGUUGCUAGGCAACCUUCUCGUGAUCUGGAUAGUAUGGAUCAACUCGCACAUGCACACGGUGACGAAUUACUACAUCGUUAACCUUGCUGUCUCUGACCUGCUCGUAGCGGUCCUCGUGGUGCCUCUCAAGCUGCUUGAGUACACCGCCCCCUGCCGGUGGCACAUAUUCCGUAGUGACGGACUCUGCUCCGUCGUCUACUAUCUGCUUCCGGUGUUCGUGUUCGCCAGCGUCCUUACACUCGCCGCCAUCUCCAUAGAGAGGUAUUAUGCAAUAGUUCACCCGCUCUCUGCAAUGACGGUCAACAGUAAAUCGAGGACAAAGAAAAUAAUCGCUGUUACUUGGAUACUACCGUUCAUCGUGGCUGGACCUUACAUUUUCAGCAAAAGUUACGCAUUUACUAUUCACAGUGAAAUCGGCUCCAUUUCAAGAGAAAUCUGUAAUGACCGCUUUAAUGAAAUUGAUAUAGCAAUACAUGGCGACAGCGCCCGGGUGGGCGAGUUUCGUAAAGGCUAUUUCCUGGCCUUGUUCUGGGUAAUUUACGUAGUUCCAAGCGCGAUGAUCCUGAUUACGUGCGUAAAGAUUGCCGUCAGUCUCCUAAAGCCGAUACUUCCAGAAAGCGCUGCUAUUGCUCGAACAGAAACAAACAGACGACAAGAAGAAAAUAAACGGAAGGUUGCAAAGAUGGUGGUGGUGAUUUCCCUGACCUUCAUAGCGUCCUGGACUCCUCUCUACCUUGUCAGCAUUGUCAGUCAACUGCAGCAAGACAGUUUUCUGAAAAAAUCAAACUUCAUCUUUACAAUGCUAAUAACACAUUUCUGUGGCUUUGUAAAUAGUUGUUUAAACCCAAUAAUUUAUACAGCCAUGAGUCAAAAGUUCAGGAGGAGCUUUAAGGAUAUAUUCAAAAGAGUAUGGUACUGUUGUACCUGUAAUGCAUCGGGAAAAAGUAGACUGCGUUACGGUGUUUCACAUCGAUUUACGUCAACGCUGCAUCGUACAUUAACAGAAACAGACGCCCACCAUAUUGCAUUGCAAGAGCAUGUGAAAUACAAUGGUUCCCUUCGUAGCCCAAAGUCGGAUGCGAAGAGUAGCAGUAGUGGAACGAAUCCGGAAUUGCGACAGCUAAAGACAAACGAGAUUGUAAUUGUAAACAAAAAUAUUGUUAAAGACUCUCGACCGGAUUCUCAAUGUGGCGAUGACAUUGAUCAUUCAUGCGAAGAUAAACAUGAGUUCAAACCGCAACGUAAAGGCAUUUUGAAAAUUAAGGCGGAUCUAACACAAGCGACUUCACGUGUAUGCAAGGAUUAUCCAUUUGUUGCGAAACCAUAA
This is a messenger RNA of Dreissena polymorpha, 1512 nucleotides long. RefSeq names its product allatostatin-A receptor-like. Gene Ontology annotation, molecular function: G protein-coupled receptor activity. Gene Ontology annotation, cellular component: plasma membrane. The record is from RefSeq and is a predicted model, not a curated record. The transcript is spliced from 3 exons. Gene Ontology annotation, biological process: G protein-coupled receptor signaling pathway. Lineage: Eukaryota; Metazoa; Mollusca; Bivalvia; Myida; Dreissenidae. The coding region runs from base 1 to 1512 and encodes 503 amino acids.